AUGCCCCAGAGCACUAAGCUGACAUACCAGACCGCCCAAAGGGAGUAUGCUCGCGUGAAGGAGCAGGAGACGAUGGCGCAGAAGGAAGCCAGUCCGAACCUUCAACUCGACCGUGAACAGAGACGGAAGUUACGGCAACUGAACAAGCUUCUGAAAGACCAGAAAAGUCCAAAAGCCCGAAUCCCCAUCCAUUCUGACGUCGAAGGCUAUGAAAAAAGAGGAGAGAAGGAGAAGGAGGAGAAGAAGUUGAGUUCGAGAAAAAGGGGAAACGCCGGCGCUUUGUGGUACGACGCGGAGCCGGCAGACGAGGUUCCACAUGUGUCCAAACCGGUCGGGGAGGAAGACGUUCAGCCAGACACCAAAACUCCUACAUCGUCAGAGAGUCAACCGCCCCACGUCCAUGGUACGGUGUGCAAACUCCUCUCCUGGGUAGGUCUGGGAGAUUAUACUGCGGAGGACAAAGCUCCACAGUCAGGGGACCCAGAGAAAGCAGGCGAGGCCGAGCCGAAAACGCUGCCAUCUGGCCAAGGGACAUCCAGCGGAGAGGUAACUCAGGCAGCAGAGUCCGCAAUGAUAGAAGAUCUCCAAAAAAGGAUCAAAUCACUUCUGGCGAAGAAGCAUGAUAAGGCUUUAGAGAGAAGUCUGGAGGAUCUAGACGUCAUUCCUCCCCGGAAACGACUAGAAUUUCUGCAGAAAGCUCUGAAUAGACUGGAGCCUCCCGAAAGCGGUAAGGAUUAUUCUUCCUCUGAAGACGGCGAGGAGAGGCGGUGCAUUUCCAAAGGGCUUCUCGACAUGGCAAGGAAAAACGGCAGCAACAUAUGUGACCACCCUUCAGGUGAAAAUUCGCCGGAGUCUGAUAUAGAAAGCAUCUUCGAACGGGAGGAGGAUGAGGCAUCCACAAGCCCAGACAAGUUCCUCCGGAGCAGAUCCGAAACCUCGAGCUCCUCUGACAGCGAAACGGCCGAGCCCAGAAAACGAGUGCCGACCACGCAUCCGUGUACGCCGCCACAUAAGACCGCACUCAGGAGAAGGCGACAACUCUCUAGCGAUAAAAACGAUCACCGAAAUUCCGCUCAAGUAGAUGUGUGCGCUUGCGGUGACUGCCCCUGUGGAGGUUGCUCAACGUGCUCUGGAAAUGGCGGGUCACGCUCACGUGAAUGCUCCAAUCACAGCUGUGUGAGAAGGCGCCGGGAUGGGAUCAGGUCUAACACGUCAAGCCCAUCCUCACCAUCGAGGUCAACAUGGUGCAAGAACAUGCAGUCGAAUUUGAAUUAUGAGCUAAAAAACAUUUUUUGCAGAGGAUGCAAAAAAGAGAAGGAGGACAAGGCGAGUGCUAAAGUUCGUCCCCAAAAAAACCUGACUUGGCGGGAAAAGUCGUGCCCAGACCUGUCGUAUGAGCACACGUGUGGGGCGAAGGGGGAUUUGGAGGCGGCAAAGCUGGACCGCAAUGGCAAGGUAAUUAUGGGUUGCUCGAGACUUCAAGAGGAUCGGCGUGUACUUCUGGUGUCCCCCUGGGCACUCGAUGUGGUUCUGCCGAGCACAGACAAGUCCCAGAGGUGCCGAUGUCCUGAACGUUGCUAUCACGUCUGCACUUGUCACACGAAGUACGCCGGCACGCAACAUUCAAGCCAUGACAGAUCUCAUGAAAAACAUGUCAGAAGGACGCCCGAUGGCAGGACAAAUAAACCCUGCAGGCAUGACGCCUCGAAGCAUCCAAAGAGCAAAAAGAAGGCCCGGACAACAGGUCUGGAUGAGACAGCACUAAAGAGACUGAGGGACCUCCUUCACGAAUACACAUACCGUGACAAGAAUGUUGGAGCCUCCAGUUCCGCUGGAGAUGACAGCGACAGUGAGGAAGAGAGGAGAAAAAAGACGAUAGAGGAGAACUCACAUGGCACGGACGCUCCGGCCUUCAGUAGUUCAGCAGUGGACAAGCGGCUGUCUGCCAUUCAGAACCUCUACCAGGAAAAGGCACCCUUGGCAUUCGACGAGACCUACAUGCAGGUGGAGCACACGCAUGAGAGCUCCGAUGAAGACGCGAAAAAGGAGCGCAGAAAGAAACGCCCAACUGAGGAUGAGGCAGUCCAAUGUUCGGCACGUUCCUCGAGACGAAACUCCAGCAGCUUGGAUGAGAACACUCUGAAGAAGAUGAGGGACAUUUUGAGGGAAACCAGUCAGUUUAGCAGUCAGGGCAGCAGCAGCAGCUGCAGUAGCCGCUGUAGUAGCAUUGGCAGUAGCUGCAGUCGUUGUUGUCGGCACAGUUGCAGCGGAGAGCGAAAGACGAGGUUGAAGAAGACUAAAAAGGAGGUGAAACAGAAGGAGCAUCGCGAAGGAGGGCGCGAUGACUCCGCCUCAUCAUCAGCCUCGGAGGCCUGUCGAAUAGGCGCCUUCUGGAGAAAGCGGUUUGGACGUUCUCGAACGCCCAAAUGUCCGCCCUGCCCGAGCAGUUGUCAGCGCUCCAAGGAGACUCCAUGCAAGCAAUGCGGCAAGACCCAGCGAUCCUCAGCCUGUCGAGGACGGCAUCACUUUCGGCGCUCGGAGCUCCACGAGCUGGCUCAAUUCAUGAGGGACCAUGGUGUCACCGGCCCGCCGUCCAGGAGUGUGGAGUUCAGCGGUCACGAUUACGAUCGGCUGCUGCGGAGGGGCCCCCUGCAUGGAGGCACUCAACAAGUUGCCUACUGCCAGUACUGUCGGUCGCAGUCAUCUCUCAACCGAAUUCCAGCUCAGUGGCAACUGCGUGACGGGGAGCUGGUGCAUUCCCGCAGCUUGGCCAGCCUACCCACCAACGCCUACGUGAAGGUGGAAUUGGGUCCAAUCCGGGGGCCUGAAGCAGCCUCCUCAUCAACACUCCAACUGCCAGUUCUGUCCGCUGAGGCGCCAUGCCAGAAACAAGUCCCAGGAGAGGAGUCAAGAAGAACGAGGACGGAGGAGGAGGAGGAGAAGGUGGAGAAGGAUGGAGCAAGGAGUGAAGUCAAGGCUGGGGAAGUGGUUGACUGUCAGGAUUGCAGCCGCGGUUACCGGCAUGUCUGCAAUGGCAGUUCAUCACCUUUUCCUCCAUCAAAGAGAAGAGCGGCGGUGUCCGGAGCUGAUGGCCGUUUCCUAGCUGGUGAUUGGCUCAGAACAGCCCCGGGGGAGCGGGAGGAUGAGGAGGGAUGGGUGGGGGAGGAGCGUAAUCGCCCAAAACAGCAGGAAGGCCUAGAUUAUCACCAUGUUCAUCGCAACCAUCAUCAUCAUCACCACCACCACAAACAAAAACAAAAGCGCACUAACCAACAACGACGACAGCAGCAACAACAGCAGCAUCAGCAGCAAAUCAAGCUCCUGUCCGAACAGGUUGACAAACUAUUAAAACGCCCCGAAAGAAAGGAAGAUAAGGCCGUGAAGUAA
Molecule: messenger RNA, 3387 nt
Organism: Spirometra erinaceieuropaei
Lineage: Eukaryota; Metazoa; Platyhelminthes; Cestoda; Diphyllobothriidea; Diphyllobothriidae
Source: the annotation of a GenBank genome assembly